AUGAGUGCUCAAGCUCAAAACGUCGCCUCCACUGCUACAGCCAAGGUCGAGACAAUUGUGCGAGAUGGACAGGAAUUCGCCGAAGUCAAGGAGGGGCUGGCUUGCAUAUUAGUUCCCUUUUCGGCAAAAGACGCCGGAGGCAAGGGUGUAGCCGAUCUCGAGGAACAGCAAAAGGUCUUCUAUAACCCCAUACAACAGUUCAACCGCGACUUGACCAUUCUCGCCAUCAAAACCUACGGCCAGGAAACUUUAGCCACCAGACGGUACGGCAAUUCCGAGAGGGUAGCGAAGAGGAAGCGAGAUAAAUCAGAUAACGGCGGCGGCGGCAAUCAGAAGAAGCAAGAGACAGCGCCGGAGGUAGCUGAAGGCGUAGCACCGACAGCCGAUGAGGCUACGACGACUGACGGUGCCGUGUCUGGAGAAGCGGACGCAGCCCUAACCACGGAGCAUAUUCGCGAUGCCGAUAACGGCCAAGAACCCUCAACUAGCCCCAGCAACGGUACCAAUCAACCCGCCGAGGCUCCACCGUCGACUAAAGACCAAGAGCCCGAGUCGAGCGAAACGAAGCGAGACCAUCAACCACAUACCCCCAGAUUCACCAUUCUCGACGCCUUGUCGGCUACGGGGUUGCGGGCCCUCCGUUACGCGCGGGAGCUGCCAUUCGUCACAUCCGUCACCGCAAACGACCUCAGCCCCUCGGCCGUGGAAGCUAUCAAGCGCAACGCAGAGCAUAACGGCGUCGAGUCUACGGUGACUGCCACCUCAGGCGAUGCUCGCGCACACAUGUACGCCUUACUCGCUGAAGAAGCCCCGGACGACCAGGCCAAAAACGCGCACCACCACAGAAGGGGCCGCCCAAAACAGAGCAAGAAAUAUGACGUGAUCGACCUGGAUCCCUACGGAACCGCUGCACCGUUCUUCGACGCAGCGCUCAACGCCGUGCGAGACGACGGCGGUUUGCUCUGUAUCACUUGCACGGACUCGGGAGUCUUCGCAUCCAAUGGAUACCCAGAAAAGACCUUCGCUCUGUACGGCGGCGUUCCCAUGAAGGGGUAUUCUUCUCACGAAGCUGGACUGCGCCUUAUACUCCACGGCCUGGCCACUACGGCAGCAAGGUACGGGUUGGCCAUAGAGCCUCUCCUGAGCCUGUCUAUCGACUACUAUGCUCGGAUCUUCGUCAAAGUCCGGAAAUCCCCCGCCCAGGUCAAGUUCCUGGGAGGGAAGACGAUGAUGGUGUAUAAUUGCGACCACGGCUGCGGGGCGUGGGAGACGCAAGUGUUGGUUCGCAACAGGAAGAUGACGAACAAGUCCGGCACGGGCGUGUUUUACAAGCACGGGCUUGCCCUCGCGCCAACUGCCGACCGCCAAUGCAAGGAAUGCGGCUCGAAGAUGCACCUAGCCGGCCCGAUGUACGGCGGCCCGCUACAUUCCCCAACCUUUAUCACCAAGAUCUUGGAUGAUCUGCCCAACGUACCCGACGACGUCUACGGCACGAAACCGCGGAUAGAGGGGAUGCUGCAGACAGCUCUGGAAGAACAUCUCACGCCCCCGAAAGACGAUCAACAGAGUGGCAAGGAGGAUGUGCUCGCGGCAGUAGAGCCGUACCCGUUCUACUUUCACACGACCAUCCUUGCGGGCGUGGUGCACUGCAACUCGCCCGACGAAGACAGCUUUAGGGGGGCCCUGCGACAUCUGGGCUACCAGGUGACGCGCAGCCACUGCAAGCCCGGGAGUCUGAAGACGGACGCGCCCUGGUCGGUUAUAUGGCACAUCAUGCGAGAAUGGGUCCGCCAGAAGUCGCCGGUGAAGACGGAGAAAAUUACAGAGUAUAGUCCGGCGUAUACUCUGCUCCGGUUAGGCAAGAAAGACGGGGCGCCCCAGGAUAGCGAAGACGACGCGAUCAGCAAGACCGAAGUGGUUUUCGAUCAGGCGCUGGGACGAGACGUGUCGAAGAAGGGCCUCGUCAGAUACCAGCUGAAUCCUAGAGAGAAUUGGGGCCCGUUGAGCAGGGCGAAGGCAAGUUGA
Molecule: messenger RNA, 2025 nt
Organism: Durotheca rogersii
Lineage: Eukaryota; Fungi; Ascomycota; Sordariomycetes; Xylariales; Xylariaceae
Product: dimethylguanosine tRNA methyltransferase
Exons: 1
Coding region: 1-2025 (674 amino acids)
Biological process (GO): tRNA N2-guanine methylation
Cellular component (GO): nucleus
Molecular function (GO): RNA binding
Source: RefSeq, a predicted model, not a curated record